Molecule: messenger RNA, 441 nt
Organism: Pochonia chlamydosporia 170
Lineage: Eukaryota; Fungi; Ascomycota; Sordariomycetes; Hypocreales; Clavicipitaceae
Exons: 1
Coding region: 1-441 (146 amino acids)
Source: RefSeq, a predicted model, not a curated record
AUGCCUCGCAAAGCCAAAACCACUCCCACCACCGGCGACGGAGAAGCGCCACAGGGCCUCACCGACAACGAACUGCGCUUCAUCAAAGCUGUCUUCGACAACAUGACGCAGAAGCCCGACGCAAACUGGGACAGCGUGGCAACUGACCUCGGCCUCAAAGAUGCCAAGUGUGCCAAAGAGCGUUUCCGCCAGAUGUCUGUUCGUCAUGGCUGGCGCGACCAGACUGCCCCUGGCGCUGGAAGUCCUCGCAAGGCAGCCAAGAAUGGUGCCACGGGGCCAUCAGGGGAUGGCAAGGUGACUAAACGGGCUCCCAAGACGCCUACUAAGAAGGCGAAGAAGGAGGAUGAGGAUGCUGUGGACGAUGAUGAUGUUGAUCUGAUUGGGCAUGGGGAUGGAGGUUACGAUGAGGAUGUUAAGGAGGAUGAAGACGAGGAGAUUUGA